CCCGCCCCCGGCCUGGCGCUCCGGGCGCUAUAAGAGGGCGGCGGCCGCGGGGCGCCCUGCGCGGGCCGGGAGCGCGAUGGUCAGCCGCCGCGGUGCGGCAAGAUGCUGGAUGGGCCCCUGCUGGCGCGCUGGCUGGCCGCGGCCUUCGCCCUGACGCUGCUGCUCGCCGCGCUGCGCCCCUCGGCCGCCUACUUCGGGCUGACAGGCAGUGAGCCCCUGACCAUCCUCCCACUGACCCUGGAGCUGGAGGCGGCUGCCCAGGCACACUACAAGGCCUGUGACCGGCUGAAGCUGGAGCGCAAGCAGCGGCGCAUGUGCCGCAGGGACCCGGGUGUGGCGGAGACGCUGGUGGAGGCGGUCAGCAUGAGUGCACUCGAGUGCCAGUACCAGUUCCGGUUUGAGCGCUGGAACUGCUCGCUGGAGGGCCGCUACCGGGCCAGCCUGCUCAAGCGAGGCUUCAAGGAGACCGCCUUCCUCUACGCCAUCUCCUCAGCUGGCCUGACACACGCACUGGCCAAGGCCUGCAGCGCGGGCCGCAUGGAGCGCUGUACUUGCGAUGAAGCCCCUGACCUGGAGAAUCGUGAGGCCUGGCAGUGGGGCGGCUGCGGGGACAACCUCAAGUACAGCAGCAAGUUCGUCAAGGAGUUCCUGGGCCGGCGGGCGAGCAAGGACCUGAGAGCACGCGUGGACUUCCACAACAACCUCGUGGGUGUGAAGGUGAUCAAGGCCGGGGUGGAGACCACAUGCAAGUGCCACGGUGUGUCAGGCUCCUGCACUGUGCGGACAUGCUGGCGGCAGCUGGCGCCCUUCCACGAGGUGGGCAAGCGCCUGAAGCACAAGUAUGAGACAGCGCUCAAGGUGGGCAGUACCACCAACGAGGCCACUGGUGAGGCUGGCGCCAUUUCGCCACCACGUGGCCGAGCUGUGGGACCAGGCAGUGACCCACUGCCCCGCACGCCAGAGCUUGUGCACCUGGAUGACUCGCCCAGCUUCUGCCUGGCCAGCCGCUUCUCCCCGGGCACUGCUGGCCGUAGGUGCCAUCGUGAGAAGAACUGUGAGAGCAUCUGCUGUGGGCGUGGCCACAACACGCAGAGCCGGGUGGUGACACGGCCCUGCCAGUGCCAGGUGCGCUGGUGCUGCUAUGUGGAAUGUCGGCAAUGCACCCAGCGGGAGGAGGUUUACACCUGCAAGGGCUGAGCCCCCACACCUGACCUGGCUGCGGCUGGGUUCAGGCUGUGUGUGCAGGGGGAUGUCUACUCAGCUAGGGCUAAGCCCCCGGGCCCAGUGCCCCCAGCACAUUUGGGCACAAGGCCAGGCAGGAGCCUGGGGGUCGCUGGCUUGGACAUCUCUGCCCCUUUGUCUUCCCCUCUCAAGGCCUGGCAGUGGGAGGCGGCCUCUGGCCUCUGCAUCCCUCUACUCAUCCCCCCCAACUGGAAAGCAUUGCUUUCCAGGCUCUGUUCCUAAGAUACCAGUUCCCUUGGGGACCCCCCCCAGAACUGGGCACACAGGGCCAUGCAGGCCGCCUGUGGGCUGCCCUACACCAGCACCAGCACUGGCUUAGCAAGUCAAACCACUAGGAGAGAUGGCCGAUCACUCCACUGUGGGUGACAUGGCUGUCCCCCUGACACCAAGCACUUCUCUUUGGAGUGAUUUAUCAGUGCCUUUUAAGUUAUUGUUAUUUAACUAAUAUAUAAUUAUUAUCUCCUCCGUCCUCACCGUGCCUCAGGCUGUGGCUCCCCCCUCGCUUGGCAGAGCUAGGGUAGAGGGGCCCCUUCCUCCCUCCCCUCUACACCCUGUACGCCCCUUGGCCUGACCUGCUUUGUUGUUUGAAACCACUAAAUCCAGAGACUUUGCUGUUGCUGUUUUUAAGGAAGAAAAGCAGGCGGUGUGUGGGGAACCGUUCCUGUGGCUCAGGCCUGGACAGUCAGCAGGCCCUGCUCCACCUCGUCCCUGUGGUCCUGGCCUCCCCGUGGGCCAUCCCAGGAAGUUGCCUGGCCUUACUCUGCCCUGAGCAACAUGGCCCAGAUUUUGUGGUCGUGGUGGCAGAGGGUGGCCUGCUCUCCCUGCAGGGGUGGACAUGGGCAGAAGGGCAAGGCCAGGCUCUUGAGGGCUCAUUUCAGCUGAAAGACACAGCUUGCUCUGUGUCACUGUGGGGGAGACAGGGUGUGGACGGAUGUGGGUGGAGAGUGCGAGACUAGGACCUGGCAAACAGAAGGCUGCUCUCCUUGGCCAUGCUGUUGUCUUUGCAGGGUAGGGAAGAGAUGGGCUACUCGGACCUGGCUUGUUCUCAGUGUGUGUGCACACAUGUGUGUGUAUACAUGCAUGUGUGGGUGGAAUGUGCAUGAGCAUGUUUGAUGUGCACUUGUGUAUGAGCAUGUGUGUAUGCACAUAUGCAUGAGUACAUGCAUGUGUGUGUGAGGUAUGUGCAUGCAUGCAUGAGUGCAUGGGUUGGAUGUAUGGUGUGUGCAUGAGUAUGCAUGUGUGUACAUGGGUGCUUGCAUGUGCAUGAACAGGUGUGUGUGGUACAUGAGCAUGUGCCUGUGCAUGUGUGUGACGUGUGCCUGUGGGUGUAGGCAGUCUCAGCUGGGGCACGUCUCCCUCUGUGCUCUGCCUCACCAGGGUUCUCCUUCCCAUGUCUGCAUGAACAGCAGCCUGCAGCCCUGGGGUGUCCUGCUGGGCUCUGUGGCUGUGCUCUGAGGGUGUGGUGGGGUCUGGGUAGGUGCAGUGCUGGGUGGCAGUGCAGCCACGGGAACUACUGAGUGAGGGGGUUUCUUGGAGCCCUGGGGGCUCCAGGAAUCCUGUGGGACUGUGCUUAAGAGGAAAGCUAUUUUUAUCGACCUGGGUCUCUUUGUCCUGUUGUACAGUGUAAAUAGUAGAGUUUAUUCUCCUGUGGUUCAGAGAACAGCCCCGUGAAUAACCGUUUGCACAGGGUUAGCAGCUGGGCCUGACCUUGUCUCCUGCAGGCCCGGCUGGAGAGGGUGCGGGCAGUGCCAGCCACAGGCCCAGGACAAGACCGUAGCUCGGUCACUACUGGUCUGGAGAGGCAGCAAGUCAGAGGAAGAAUAUUUUUUUAAUCAAAUACCACAUUUAGCUCUAUGUCAUAAAUAUUAAGAAAAGUAUAUUUUUUAAACAAGGCAGACUGAAAACGUCUGCUGGCUGGUCUAUUGCUAUAUAUACGUAUAUCAGACUAUCCUGCCAGGCGAGGAGGCGCUCCUGCUAUCGGAGUCUCCUACGCAUGUGCAGUGCUUCCGUGCAGAAGGGGCCUCUAGGAGAAAGCAGCCCAGAGACACAGAGCCCUGGCCAGGCUCUCUGGCAGGGGGGGAGCCACACUGGAGGCCCAACGGGUCCCAGGCACCUGCUCCUGCCGGGCGGGCACUGUGGCCCCUGGGGCUGGGUUCAGUAGGCCCGAUGGUGGGAGGAGAAGGCCUUCCCACAUGAGGACGCCCACCCGUGUGCAGAGCCUUGUGGAGCCGACCGAUUUCUCUACCUCAUCUGUACAGCCAGUAGGUGUGUACUGGAGUGACUUGGAGAAUGUAUUUAUUUAACGGCUUUGCGUAACAAACAGAUGACACUAAAUAAAUGUAUUUUAAAUUAUA
Manis javanica (Malayan pangolin) is the source of this 3596-nucleotide messenger RNA. RefSeq names its product Wnt family member 9A (gene WNT9A). Gene Ontology annotation, molecular function: frizzled binding; cytokine activity. Gene Ontology annotation, biological process: multicellular organism development; neuron differentiation; cell fate commitment. NCBI's taxonomy places the organism in Eukaryota, Metazoa, Chordata, Mammalia, Pholidota, Manidae. Gene Ontology annotation, cellular component: extracellular region. The record is from RefSeq and is a predicted model, not a curated record.